AUGGGUUCACCGCUUGCAAGUGAUGAGAAUUUCUUCGAACUGCUGCAGCAACAGUCAGCCGAUCCGAAGCUGCUCGAGGAGCAGCAGCAAGCUGUUAAUGAGAGAAUAAACGCCAUAUAUCAAAAGGCCCAGGCCCGGCUCGCUGAAUUGAUUGACCAAAACUCCACGCUACCAUGUACAAUCUCAUCUGUCCAAGUCCUCAAUGCGAACAAUACAAGGAGAGGUUUUCUGGAAAGAGUCCUCAGUCCUCUCUUGAGCUCAAAUAAUCACCGGCCGUAUACUCUCUCGGAAGCCUUAAAGGAAAUCUCAGUAUGCACGGAUACACUCAGCCGAUUUGACAUCUUCGAACACCCCAUCUCCGUCUUUCUCGACAAACCUUCCCAGGUCGACCCUUCCACAAGCCCCACUGACCUCGAAGUCUACCUCUCCGUCAAAGAGAAAUCCCGUAUCCUGCUAAAAACUGGCACGGAUCUUGGAAAUGCAGAAGGGUCCGCCUACACCAACUUUAUGUGGCGGAAUAUUUUUGGCGGGGCUGAGUCACUGAAUAUCAACGCUUCACUCGGCACCCGGACCAAGUCCGCUUACCAGGCCACCUUCGAAACACCUAUCCUCAGCAACCCGGAUGUUAGGUGUGAAUUUGGUGGCAUUGGAAGUUCGACGGAGAAGAGCUGGGCGAGUCAUGAGGAGGCGGUCAAGGGAGGCUGGGCUAAGCUCCGCUGGCUUAGCGCCCACGGACACAGACACGAACUGGGCUACAACGGAUUCUGGAGGCAAGUGACAGGUCUAUCUACGAGUGCCUCGCCAACUGUUCGUGGGGAUGCUGGCGAUAGCGUUAAGAGCAGCAUUUGCCACACGUGGAUCAAUGACCAGCGCGAUAACCCGUUCUUGCCCUCGCAAGGAUUCUACAUGAGGACUUUCAAUGAGAUGGCCGGCUGGGGUCCGCUUAAGGGGGACGUAUCAUUCUGGAAAUCAGAGGUGGAAGCUCAGGGCGCCAUACCGAUUCCCAUCCCCGGAGUGAAAGGGAACACCGGCUUCAGCUUAACAACAGGUGCCCGUGCUGGUGUGCUCUGUCCAUUAGGUCUGGAUGCGGCUCGGAAACCCCAGCUUUCCCGUAUCAACGACCGCUUCCAACUAGGUGGCCCAACUGAUGUGCGCGGCUUCAGACUCUCUGGCAUCGGUCCACGGGAAGGUCCCGACGCAUUAGGGGGAGAUGUUUUCGCGGCGUGUAGCGCAAACCUUCUAUGUCCUUUACCUCGGGUUGGGGCGGAGAAACCAUUAAGACUGCAAGCUUUUGUAAACUGUGGCCGUCUGCUGUCACUAAAGACGCAGAAUGGGAAACUACCGUCGACGCAAGGGGAGGUUAUGGAUAGUAUUUUCGCGACCGUAUCAGAGCUGAAGAAUGAGUUGCCGAGCAUGGCCGCAGGGCUGGGCCUUGUGUAUGCGCAUCCUGCUGCGAGGUUAGCUCUACAAACCAGCAAUCCAUAUCUUGAAUACUACCUCAGUACUACCGCCACCCUCUUCAUCUCCGCACUGAUCUCGCAAACACACUCAUUCACUGUCUACAAACGAUACCUCAUCCCGGCCGUAAUGGCCCAAUUCUACUCCCAGCAUCAGCAGCAGCAGCAGCCAUACGGCGCAGGGCCCCAGCAGCAAUCCGCACACAACCUCCAAUUCUAUCCUACCUCCUACUCAUCCGUUUCUGGUCACACAACGCCUUCACAGGCCACAUAUGGCGGCUAUGGUGUAGCUUCAGGCUCUGGCCCUGGAUUUUCAGUUGGCGGGGGAGGUUCGGGGGUGGCUGGCGGAUAUGGUGCUGCUGCUUUUGGUGCUUCGUCGUCCGGCGUGAGUGGGCGCAUGGGCGAGCAAGGUGGAUUGAGGACGGGGUGGUUGGCAGCGUUUGGGACAGAGGGAUAUGAAGGCGAGCCGCCGUUGCUGGAGGAGUUGGGGGUUAAUUUCGACCAUAUCCGAAAGAAGACCCUUACAGUCCUCAACCCCUUCGCCCGCGUUGACCAACACCUCAUGGAUGACAGCGACCUCUACGGUGCCCUCCUCUACAUAAUCCUCUACGGCACAUUCCUCCUCCUCUCCGGCAAAGUCUUCUAUGGCUACAUCUACGGCGUCGCCGUCUUCGGCACGUUUGCCCUCCACCUCAUCCUCAGCCUCAUGUCCCCUUCGCUCUUAGACCCCAUCUCCACAGGCCCAGAAACAUCCUCCCUCGUCGACUCCGUCUCCGCCACCGCCGGCUACCACCCUCACGACAAACCAUCCGGCUCAUCCGGCUCAUCGGUUGCCCCAGGCCGCGCGGGACACCUCUCCUCAACCCUCACGUUUCCCCGCUCCGCCAGCGUGCUGGGAUAUUGUUUCCUACCCCUCGUGUUGACAAGUGGCAUCGGCAUUCUUCUACCCAUGGACACACUGUUUGGAUACCUGCUAACGACAGCCGCGGUGGGGUGGUGCACGUACAGCAGCUCAGGGAUGUUUUGCGCUGUGGCGCGGAUGCGGGGAAUGAGGUUCUUGGUUGCGUAUCCGCUUGCGUUGUUUUAUGUUGUUUUUGGUAUUAUGGGCAUUUUCUCGUCGAGGGGUGGUGGGUCGUUGGUUGCAAAGGCGACGGGGGGCUGA
Histoplasma mississippiense is the source of this 2619-nucleotide messenger RNA. RefSeq lists its product as hypothetical. Gene Ontology annotation, cellular component: trans-Golgi network; outer membrane. The transcript is spliced from 6 exons. The record is from RefSeq and is a predicted model, not a curated record. Bases 1 to 2619 code for a protein of 872 amino acids. Lineage: Eukaryota; Fungi; Ascomycota; Eurotiomycetes; Onygenales; Ajellomycetaceae. Gene Ontology annotation, biological process: vesicle fusion with Golgi apparatus; endoplasmic reticulum to Golgi vesicle-mediated transport.